CCUCAUUAUUCGUGGUAUUUUUUUUCUGGGAGAGAGACAGCAGCAGGCGGCGCCAUAUUGAACCAGGAUUUUUCCACCGUUCAACAUUUAAAACGUCGAUUUUUCCACCAUGCUGUACCUGGAGGAUUAUCUCGAGAUGAUCGAGCAGCUUCCCAUGGACCUCCGCGACAGGUUUACGGAAAUGCGGGAGAUGGACCUGCAGGUUCAGAACGCCACCGAUCAGCUGGAGCAGAAAGUCAUCGAGUUCUUUGUCAAUGCUAAGAAGAACAAACCGGAGUGGAGAGAAGAGCAGAUGGAGGUCAUCAAAAAGGAUUACUACAAAGCCCUGGAGGAUGCUGAUGAGAAGGUGCAGCUGGCCAAUCAGAUCUACGACCUGGUGGACCGUCACCUGCGUAAACUGGACCAGGAGUUGGCCAAGUUCAAGAUGGAGCUGGAGGCCGACAAUGCCGGCAUCACGGAGAUCCUGGAGAGACGGUCGUUGGAGAUGGACAGUCCGUCGCAGCCCGUCAACAACCACCACGUCCACUCACACACCGCCACGGAGAAGAGGAAGUACAGCGCUCCCGCUCACCACACCACAGAACACGUUCCAGAGAAGAAGUUCAAGUCUGAAGCGCUGCUGUCCACGCUCACGUCCGACGCCUCCAAGGAGAACACGCCAGGUUGCCGUGCCAACAGCACGUCCUCGUCCACCAACAGUGUGUACAGCGUGAACUCCUCCCAGCCGCUGCCCUCCUACAACCUGAGCUCGCUGCCGGCGGGCCCCGGGGCCGGCGCCGGCGCCAUCACCAUGGCCGCCGCCCAGGCCGUCCAGGCCACCGCCCAGAUGAAGGACGGCCGCCGGACGUCCAGCAUGAAGGCGAGCUACGAGGCCAUCAAGAACAACGACUUCCAGCUGGGCCGCGAGUUCUCCCUGAGCCGCGAGUCCGCCGGCUACUCGUCCUCCGCCCUGGCCUCCACCCUCACGCAGACGCUCACCCCAAGCUCCGCCUCCGACUCCCGGGGCCGCAAGUCCAAGAGCAGCAUCAAGUCUUCCAACCACCAGUCGUCCUCGUCGUCCUCGUCCUCGUCCUCGCUGUCCUCCUGCUCCUCGUCCUCCGCCCUGGCUCAGGAGCUGUCCCAGCAGGCGGCGGCGCUGCCCGAGGCCGAGGCCAACAGCCAGGUGGACUGGACCUACGACCCCAACGAGCCGCGCUACUGCAUCUGCAACCAGGUUUCCUAUGGAGAGAUGGUCGGCUGCGACAACACAGACUGUCCCAUCGAGUGGUUCCAUUACGGCUGUGUGGGUCUGACCGAGGCUCCCAAGGGGAAGUGGUACUGUCCUCAGUGCACGGCGGCCAUGAAGAGGCGGGGCAGCCGCCACAAAUAGACUGAGUGGCUCCACCGGAGGGGUCAGAGGUCACACCGCGUCCCAUCCCCUCCUGCUCCGCAAUGUCGCCGUCCCGACGCCGGACGGUCUUCAGUCGGACUCAUGUCUCGGAGCUGAACUCGUUUUCCCAUGAGGCCGUGCGUCCAUGUCCCUCCUCGAGAGGUGUGUGUGUGUGUGUGUGUGUGUGUGUGUGUGUGUGUGUGUGUGUGUGUGUCCUCUAAUGUUCAAAAAGUCAAUAAAAAGCCGUUUUG
Molecule: messenger RNA, 1620 nt
Organism: Salarias fasciatus (jewelled blenny)
Lineage: Eukaryota; Metazoa; Chordata; Actinopteri; Blenniiformes; Blenniidae
Gene: ing3
Product: inhibitor of growth family, member 3
Exons: 12
Coding region: 110-1369 (419 amino acids)
Cellular component (GO): NuA4 histone acetyltransferase complex
Source: RefSeq, a predicted model, not a curated record